Rattus norvegicus (Norway rat) is the source of this 9481-nucleotide messenger RNA. The record is from RefSeq and is a predicted model, not a curated record. NCBI's taxonomy places the organism in Eukaryota, Metazoa, Chordata, Mammalia, Rodentia, Muridae.
CUGGGCUCCUCGGCGCGACCGCCGGCUGCCUGAGGAAGCCGGCCCUGCGCUUGGCUAAGGCUUCCUGGCCGAGAGUGGUGAGGCGGAGGCCGGGGAGGCGGGAGGCCCGCGGGGCCGGGGCGGGAGGCGAAGGUGGACCAUGUCAUCUCUUCCUCUGAGCGGACUCAUGAAAUGGCCACAGAUGACAAGAGCUCCCCGACAUUGGACUCUGCUAAUGACUUGCCUCACUCUCCUGCCAGUCCCUCUCACCUCACUCACUUUAAACCGUUGACUCCUGACCAGGAUGAGCCCCCCUUCAAGUCAGCAUAUAGUUCGUUUGUAAAUCUUUUUCGUUUUAACAAAGAGAGAGGAGAAGGGGGCCAAGGAGAGCAGCAGUCUCCGAGUUCAAGUUGGUCCAGCCCUCAGAUCCCUUCAAGGACACAGUCUGUGAGGUCGCCUGUACCUUAUAAAAAGCAGCUUAAUGAGGAGCUUCACCGGCGCUCUUCAGUGUUAGCAGAGAAUAUUUUGCCAAAUCCUCAGGAGAGCACAGACUCCAGAAGGAAAGCAGAACCAGCCUGUGGAGGUCAUGACCCACGUACAGCUGUCCAGCUUCGAAGCCUCAGCACAGUGUUGAAACGCCUCAAGGAAAUCAUGGAAGGAAAAAGCCAGGACAGUGACCUGAAGCAGUAUUGGAUGCCAGAUAGCCAGUGUAAAGAGUGCUAUGACUGCAGUGAAAAGUUUACCACCUUUAGGCGCAGACACCAUUGCAGACUGUGUGGGCAGAUUUUCUGCAGUCGUUGUUGUAAUCAAGAAAUCCCUGGAAAAUUUAUGGGCUAUACAGGAGACCUCCGGGCAUGCACAUACUGUAGAAAAAUAGCCUUAAGUUACGCUCAUUCCACAGACAGUAAUUCCAUUGGGGAGGACUUGAAUGCUCUUUCAGAUUCAACUUGCUCUGUGUCUAUACUUGAUCCAAGUGAACCUCGGACCCCUGUUGGGAGUAGGAAAGCCAGUCGUAACAUCUUCUUAGAGGAUGACUUAGCCUGGCAAAGUUUGAUUCAUCCGGACUCCUCGAGUAGUGCUCUUUCAACAAGACUUGUAUCUGUUCAAGAGGAUGCUGGGAAGUCUCCUGCUCGAAACAGAUCAGCCAGCAUUACUAAUCUGUCACUGGAUCGGUCUGGUUCUCCUAUGGUUCCUUCAUAUGAGACAUCUGUGAGUCCCCAGGCUAACCGAAACUACAUCAGGACAGAGACUACUGAGGAUGAACGCAAAAUUCUUCUGGACAGUGCUCAGUUAAAGGAUCUGUGGAAGAAAAUCUGCCAUCAUACCAGUGGGAUGGAAUUUCAGGAUCACCGUUACUGGUUGAGAACACAUCCCAACUGCAUUGUAGGAAAGGAAUUAGUCAACUGGCUAAUCAGAAAUGGACACAUUGCUACAAGGGCACAAGCUAUAGCAAUUGGACAAGCAAUGGUCGAUGGACGUUGGUUGGAUUGUGUCAGUCAUCAUGACCAGCUUUUCAGGGACGAGUAUGCAUUGUAUAGACCACUGCAGAGUACUGAAUUUUCUGAGACACCUUCUCCAGACAGUGACUCGGUGAACUCUGUGGAAGGACACUCUGAGCCAUCCUGGUUUAAAGACAUAAAAUUUGAUGACAGUGACACAGAACAGAUUGCUGAAGAAGGUGACGAUAAUUUGGCUAAUUCUGCCAGUCCUAGCAAGCGCACCUCAGUCAGCAGUUUCCAGUCCACAGUGGACAGUGACUCAGCCGCUUCUAUCAGCCUGAACGUGGAGCUGGACAACGUGAACUUCCAUAUCAAGAAGCCCUCCAAGUACCCACAUGUGCCCCCUCACCCUGCUGACCAAAAAGAGUAUUUGGUUUCUGACACUGGAGGACAGCAGCUCUCAAUAAGUGAUGCCUUCAUCAAAGAGUCCUUAUUUAAUCGACGGGUAGAAGAAAAAUCCAAAGAGCUGCCUUUUACCCCUUUGGGCUGGCAUCAUAACAACCUGGAACUCUUGCGGGAGGAGAAUGAGGAGAAGCAAGCCAUGGAAAGGCUGCUUUCAGCUAAUCAUAACCACAUGAUGGCCUUACUCCAGCAGCUGCUUCAAAAUGAGUCAUUGUCAUCAUCUUGGAGGGACAUCAUUGUGUCACUAGUUUGUCAGGUUGUUCAGACAGUCCGACCUGACGUCAAGCACCAGGAUGAUGACAUGGAUAUCCGUCAGUUUGUCCAUAUCAAGAAGAUCCCAGGUGGAAAGAAAUUUGAUUCCGUGGUUGUCAAUGGCUUUGUUUGUACCAAAAACAUUGCACAUAAAAAGAUGAAUUCCUGUAUUAAAAACCCCAAAAUCCUUCUGUUGAAGUGUUCUAUUGAGUAUCUCUAUAGAGAAGAAACUAAGUUUACUUGCAUUGACCCCAUUGUGCUUCAGGAAAGGGAAUUCUUGAAGAAUUAUGUUCAACGAAUAGUUGAUGUUCGACCCACAUUGGUUCUCGUUGAGAAAACAGUGUCUCGGAUUGCUCAAGACAUGUUACUGGAACAUGGCAUUACUCUGGUCAUUAAUGUAAAGUCACAAGUUUUAGAAAGAAUCAGUCGAAUGACCCAAGGAGAUUUAGUGGUGUCCAUGGACCAGCUGCUCACCAAACCCCACCUGGGCACUUGCCACAAGUUUUAUAUGCAGCUCUUUCAGUUGCCUAACGAACAAACCAAAACACUGAUGUUUUUUGAAGGCUGUGCACAGCACCUCGGCUGCACAAUCAAGCUCAGAGGAGGCUCUGAUUAUGAGCUGGCUCGAGUUAAGGAGAUCCUAAUAUUUAUGAUCUGUGUAGCUUAUCAUUCUCAGCUAGAAAUCUCCUUUCUCAUGGAUGAGUUUGCUAUGCCUCCAACGUUAACACAAAGCCCUUCGUUCCAUUUUCUGGCUGAGGGAAGAGGGGAAGAGGGAGCUUCUCAGGAGCAGGUCAGUGGCAGCUCCCUUCCCCAGGAUCCUGAGUGCCCCUUUGAUGCCCUGUCUUCUGAUGAUAGCACUUUGUUGGAAUCAAGGACUGUGCCUGAGAAGGGUGAGCUGGACAAUAAAAGUGUCCCACAGGCUGUUGCCUCCUUGAAGCAUCAAGAUUACACCACCCCCACUUGCCCAGCAGGUAUCCCCUGUGCUCUCUUUGCACUGGUACCCGAGUCAUUGUUGCCUCUCCAUAUGGAUCAACAGGAUGCUGUAGGAGAUGAACAGCCAGAGACAUCACAGCAAACGGUUGAGCAACAGGACCCCAAAAGCCAGAUGAGAGCUUUUAGAGACCCUCUACAGGAUGACACUGGAAUGUAUGUUACUGAGGAAGUCACCUCCUCUGAAGAUAAACGAAAGACUUACUCCUUGACAUUUAAACAGGAAUUAAAAGACGUCAUCCUCUGUAUCUCUCCAGUUAUUACAUUCCGUGAACCUUUCCUUUUAACUGAAAAGGGGAUGAGGUGCUCAACUCGAGAUUACUUUCCAGAGCAGAUUUACUGGUCUCCUCUUCUCAAUAAAGAGGUGAAGGAAAUGGAGAGCAGGAGGAAGAAACAGCUGCUCAGGGAUCUCUCUGGACUUCAGAGCAUGAAUGGCAAUGUUCAGACCAAGUCCAUACAAGUCUUACCUUCACAUGAGCUAGUGAGCACCAGGAUCGCUGAACAUCUGGGGGACAGCCAGAGCUUGGGUAGAAUGCUAGCUGACUAUCGAGCUAGAGGAGGAAGAAUUCAGUCAAAACAUUUGGACCCUUUUGUCCAUUCAAAAGAUACAUCAUGUACUUCAGGGAGCAAAUCAGGAAACAAAACUGAGAGUGAUGAAGAGAGGGGAUUGAUUCCAAGUGAUGUCUUAUGGCCAACAAAGGUGGACUGUCUGAAUCCUGCUAACCACCAGAGGCUCUGCGUGCUCUUCAGCAGUUCUUCUGCCCAGUCCAGCAAUGCGCCCAGUGCUUGUGUCAGCCCUUGGAUUGUAACAAUGGAGUUUUAUGGAAAGAAUGACCUUACACUGGGAAUAUUUUUAGAAAGAUACUGUUUCAGGUCUUCUUACCAGUGUCCUAGCAUGUUCUGUGAUACCCCCAUGGUUCAUCACAUUCGACGCUUUGUUCAUGGCCAAGGCUGUGUACAGAUAAUCCUGAAGGAGUUGGAUUCUCCAGUGCCUGGAUAUCAACAUACAAUUCUCACAUAUUCCUGGUGCAGAAUCUGCAAACAAGUAACACCAGUUGUUGCUCUUUCAAAUGAAUCCUGGUCGAUGUCAUUUGCAAAAUACCUUGAACUUCGAUUUUAUGGCCACCAGUACACUCGCAGAGCCAAUGCUGAGCCCUGCGGUCACUCCAUCCACCAUGAUUAUCACCAGUAUUUCUCUUAUAAUCAGAUGGUGGCAUCUUUCAGUUACUCUCCUAUUCGGCUUCUUGAAGUGUGUGUUCCACUGCCAAAAAUAUUCAUUAAGCGCCAAGCCCCGCUGAAGGUGUCUCUUCUUCAGGACCUCAAGGACUUCUUUCAGAAGGUUUCACAGGUGUACCUAGCUGUUGAUGAAAGACUUGCGUCCUUGAAAACAGAUACAUUUAGCAAAACCAGAGAGGAAAAGAUGGAGGAUAUCUUUGCACAAAAGGAGAUGGAGGAGGGUGAGUUUAAGAGCUGGACUGAGAAGAUGCAGGCGCGGCUCAUGUCCUCGUGUGUGGACACCCCGCAGCAACUGCAGUCCGUUCUCGAGUCACUCAUUGCCAAGAAGCAAAGCCUCUGUGAGGCGCUCCAAGCGUGGAACAGCAGGUUACAGGACCUCUUCCAGCAGGAAAAAGGUAGGAAGAGGCCUUCGGUUCCUCCCAGUCCUGGAAGACUGAGACAAGGAGAAGAGAGCAAGAUAAGUGCAAUGGACACAUCUCCAAGGAAUAUUUCUCCAGGACUUCACAACGGAGAAAAAGAGGAUCGCUUCUUGACAACCCUGUCCAGUCAGAGCUCCACGAGCUCCACCCAUCUCCAGCUGCCCACUCCUCCUGAGGCCCUGGCUGAGCAGUUAGUGGGAGGGCCUUCUGACCUGGACACAGCCAGUGGCUCUGAAGAUGUAUUUGAUGGGCAUUUGCUGGGAUCCACAGACAGCCAGGUGAAGGAAAAGUCAACCAUGAAAGCCAUCUUUGCUAAUUUGCUUCCAGGAAACAGCUAUAAUCCCAUUCCAUUUCCUUUCGAUCCAGAUAAACAUUAUUUAAUGUAUGAACACGAACGGGUGCCCAUUGCUGUCUGUGAGAAAGAGCCCAGCUCCAUCAUUGCUUUUGCACUCAGUUGUAAAGAAUACCGAAAUGCCUUAGAGGAAUUGUCCAAAGCAACUCUGUGGAACAAUGCUGAAGAAGGGCUUCCAACCAAUAGUGCUUUAGAUAACAGACCAAAAAGUAGCAGUCCUAUUAGAUUACCUGAAGUCAGUGGAGGACAGACAAACCGUACAGUAGAAGGAGAACCUCAACCAACCAAAAAAGCUUCAGGAAUGCUGUCCUUCUUCAGAGGAACAGCAGGGAAGAGCCCUGAUCUGUCUUCUCAGAAGAGAGAGACCUUACGUGGGGCCGACAGUGCAUACUACCAGGUUGGGCAGACUGGCAAGGAGGGGAUGGAGAGUCAAGGCCUUGAGCCUCAAGAUGAAGUAGAUGGAGGAGACACACAGAAGAAACAACUCACAAAUCCCCAUGUGGAACUUCAAUUUUCUGACGCUAACGCCAAGUUUUACUGUCGACUGUACUACGCGGGAGAGUUCCAUAAGAUGCGGGAAGUGAUUCUGGGCAGCAGUGAGGAAGAUUUCAUUCGUUCCCUUUCUCACUCAUCACCCUGGCAGGCCCGGGGAGGCAAGUCAGGAGCUGCUUUCUAUGCCACAGAAGAUGAUAGAUUUAUUUUGAAGCAAAUGCCUCGUCUGGAAGUCCAGUCUUUCCUUGACUUUGCACCGCACUACUUCAAUUAUAUCACCAAUGCUGUUCAACAGAAGAGGCCCACUGCUUUGGCUAAAAUUCUUGGUGUGUACAGAAUUGGUUACAAGAACUCUCAGAACAACACUGAGAAGAAGUUAGAUCUCCUUGUCAUGGAAAAUCUUUUCUAUGGGAGAAAGAUGGCACAGGUUUUUGAUUUGAAGGGUUCACUUAGGAAUCGAAAUGUGAAAACUGACACUGGGAAAGAGAGCUGUGACGUGGUUCUGCUGGAUGAGAACCUCCUGAAGAUGGUUCGAGACAACCCUCUGUAUAUUCGUUCCCAUUCCAAAUCUGUGCUGAGAACCUCCAUCCAUAGCGACGCCCAUUUCCUUUCCAGCCACCUCAUUAUAGACUAUUCUUUGCUGGUUGGUCGAGAUGACACUAGCAAUGAGCUGGUUGUUGGGAUCAUAGAUUACAUUCGAACAUUUACAUGGGACAAAAAACUCGAGAUGGUUGUGAAGUCAACAGGAAUUUUAGGAGGACAAGGUAAAAUGCCAACCGUGGUCUCUCCAGAGUUAUACAGGACUAGAUUUUGUGAAGCAAUGGACAAGUAUUUCUUGAUGGUGCCAGACCACUGGACAGGGUUGGAUCUCAAUUGCUGAGGUCGCACGGAAGAUUUGAAAAGGACUGUGAACAAAAGUGGAUCUGAAGAAGAAACUCAAACUAUAUGGUGUUUUACCUGUUUGUCAUAUAUACCACUGAGUACAAAGAACUCUCAGUUCUGUGACUGUCUAUAGAUUGGCUUCAGACUCUCCAUAACUUCAGGGUCAAAGCCCCUUGCAUUGUACUUUGCUUCUGAUAUUCGCUCUUACCUGCCUGUAAAAUGGGAAAUUGUACAAAGUUAAAUACAGUGUUCUUUUUGAAGGGCUGUGAGUAGGGAUGAGUAUGUAGACAGAGUAAGAUACUGAGUUGUCAUGUUUCCUAACUCAGUUGCUUGAAGCAGAAGGCACCGUCUGAUAGACUGACUGGUGGACUGUGACUGUCUGUAGACUGUGGCUGUCUGGUAGAUUUUGACUGUAGACUGUGGCUGUCUGGUAUCACAUUUGUUACUUUUUUCCUGAGAAGGCACUUGCAGAUACCUCCUUGAUUGGGUAUGUUUCCUGUGUAGUGACUUUAUGUUUGUUCUUACAAUAUCUGAAACAUUUAGGAAAAAAUCUAAUUUAUUCCAUUAAUGGCCAGUUAAAUAGAUUGGUGCUUGCUUUAUUAGGGGUCUGACUUAAAUUAGGAACCCUGCCAUAUUCUGUAUUCGGCACCCGUGUUUGAUGCUGUCACAGUCUAUCCUCUCUGCAGGUGACAAGAGCCUCUAGCCCUUAGCUUGAAAGCCUUUCUUAGAGCAUUUUAACAAGCUCGUUUAAAACAUUGUGUGAUGUGCCAAGCAGCACCUAUCUGCAUGUGUGUUGUAGUCUGGAUUUCCCUCUCAUUUUGGGGAAACGAAAUAAGCAGGACACUUAAGUAGUCACUGAAGCCCUAAGUGAAGAAUUAAUAAUGAAGGAUUUUUUUCUUUUUUUCUUUUUUUUUUACAGUAAAGAGAAACUGAGUGAGAUUCAAAAUGUUGGGUUUUGUUGUUUUUGUUUUUGUUCUUUUAUAUUUGUACUUGUAAAGUAUCUUUCAGCACUACUAGCAGUUAGGUGGGUUUGUAAAAUUUAAACGUUUUCCAUUCUCAGUUCUCAUUUUUAAGUUCCCACCACACUGACCAGUGCUGCUGAUGAAUGCUCAGAGGUAAAGUUACUCCUACUGUCGGCAGUCUCAUCUGAAAGUGACCCGGAAUCCUGACUGACUGGUGAGGAAAUGCUGUUACCCGUAACCUGCGAGUGUUUCUCUUGGCUUUUCUGUGAAGGAUAUUUGGACAUUGGUAAAGUCGUAAGGAGUAGAUUUUUUGUCAGACUUCAGCACUUAAUAUUCACAGUGGGCUAGAUGGACGCUGCUACAGAGGAGAGUCUGCACCUGCGUCGGCACAGCGCGCAGGCUUGCUGUAGACAGUGAUGCAGUAGCUGGCUAUUGGUUCCCUGGGGAGUGUGCGGUUAGAUAAGGGCCAUGUCUGCCUGAUGCUGGGCCUCGGCCUCUUCAGUCUUCAUCUGUGCCUCGGAAAGAUGGACCAGACACGGACGCGUGCAGCUGAUGUAAAGAUCAGUAAAGGGGUACAGACGUGUGCAGACGUGCAGAUGGCGUGGAACACACUCUCUGUGCUUCCAGGGACACAGGCUUUUGUGUCUGGUUUGAAAUGGUCUGUUUGCCUCUGUUCAUUUUUCUGUGCGACUGAUGAGGCUACAGGACCCCCUCUGGAGAGAUAGAAGCCGUUUCUGUUUCUUUGGUUUCAGUAGCGCAUUGCUGAGCUGAGCUCCGGGAAGUGACUCCUGACAGUACCGUGGCAUGCCCAUCUUCUCUUGUUUCCUGAGUGGGAAGACAUUUUGCUUUUUAAAGUAUUGGUUAAGUAAAUUUAAGGUACUUUGGUGACUAAACUUUCUGAAGCAAGAGUUACUGCUUUGAAAGCUUGAGUUGUUCCUUUAAAAUUAAUGUCUGGCUGGUGUUAACGAAGGAGAAACACAUAAUUGAACUGUUUGGUGUGGUACAAAUGUGUGACUCCAGGCUGCUUGUGUUUAGCAACUGAUGCAUACAUGUGUAUAUGUAGUGUUCUGAGCGCUUCGGAUUGAAUGGCUGUUGUCCUCUUUAACUCCCUUUCAUGACCUAGAGAAUAUUAACGUUGAAAAGCUAUGAAUAAGGAAGGAAUCUCAUACUUAUAUAUAAUAUGAAUUCCAAAGUAACUGACAGUAACAUGAGAAAAUUAUGCCAGCAUGUUGCUGUGUAUAAAAAUCUUGUUUAUAAAUAUGAAGCUUUUUGAUGACAAAGUUUUGUUUAAAAAAAUAGAAUUUGAAUUUUUCCUGUUUGCCUGAGUAAAGAAAUCAGAAAGCCGGUGAGCCCUUUUGUAGUCUAUUCAGUACUCACCGAUUCUCAGGAUUCCCUAGGGAAGGACCGAGCAGGGGUUUUCUAGCUUUGACGUCUGUGUAAGUAAUGGGGUCAUUCAUAUCAGCAUUGGCCUGAGGUGGCUGUGUGGUGGAUGGUCUCUUGGCACUCUAGCCAUUAGCAGUGGGCUUCUGUGGAAGUGCCGAGGAGGUGACCUGCCUGUGGCAAGUCAGCUGAGCUUCAAGUGUGAAGGCUGCUGUGAGCCUGGUGCCGUCUUGCCAGGACACUCAGUCUCCAAAGUGACUUAUGCAGUAUUCAGACAUCUAGUGCAAUGCCUUUAUCUUAUUUUAUUUUAUUUUUUGGUUGUUUUUGUAAUGGGUGUAGUGUAUUAUAGAAAAAAAGGAAACUACAAUCACGAGCAGUUUUGUUUAAUGCUGCUUUGUCAGUUUUGUAAAAGAAAAUGUACAUAAUGUCUUUCAACAGGUUUUAAACUAGAGGAAAUGACGUUGUAAAUCACAGUAGCCUCCUACUUAAUGUAUUAUAAUGUAUAUAUUUCUCUAACUUUGUUUCCAGCUGUUUUUAUAUGAUUGACAUGUUAUUUAAAGAUAACUACCGUAGCUUCUUAGAGACUUGUACUGUAAAUAAAGAGGACCUACAAUAAACUGGAAUUUACUUACUCUA